Paramecium tetraurelia is the source of this 1218-nucleotide messenger RNA. RefSeq lists its product as uncharacterized. NCBI's taxonomy places the organism in Eukaryota, Ciliophora, Oligohymenophorea, Peniculida, Parameciidae. The transcript is spliced from 2 exons. The record is from RefSeq and is a predicted model, not a curated record.
AUGAGUUUUCGAUAGCUAGCAAUUCAAAUUGUUGAUAAUCUCUUCAAUUUUAUAUAAAAAAGUUAGAAUGAAAGAAUUAUUACUUCUUUGACUGGGGUUUAAGCAUAACUUAAAAGCAAAUUGAUAGAACUAGAUUAAGAGGAAGAUGAUAUUUAAAUUAAAGAAGUAUUUUUACAAAAACUCCAAAAAUUACUUUAAUUUGCUCAAACUCCAGGAAAUCUUAAGCAAGUAUGGAAAUUGGUAUCCUUUAAAAUAUAUUCAUCACAAGAUCAAUUCAUGGAAUUGAUUAGGCAAAUCCCAGAAAUGAUUCAAUAACACACACAACAAAAUUGUUUGACCAUAAGUUCAAUGAUUGGUUAGGAAUUUACAGAAUUGUAUGCUCACUCACUUAUUACUUUUUAAAUUAACUUACAACUUGAUGAAUCAAAAUUUAAAGAGAACUCUGAGAAAGAGGAUUGCGUUGGAUGCAUUACAUAUGUGUCUCCAGAAAUCCAGAAUUUAAGACUCUAUAAAGUAGUGAUGAAACUCAAAGGAUUAAUAAACAAAGUUAAAAAAUUCGAUGAAUUGAUCAACAAUGGCAAUCUAGAAUCCGAGUUAUUAUAAUUCACCUUUGAUUACAACAAUAAAAGAAUUACACUUUGGAGUUAAGAUGACUAAAUCAGUUAUUAAGUUACAGCAAAAUUAACUCUAGAUGAGCCACCCAUAUUUGAAUAAAGAAUCUACCUGCAAACUGAUAUGGUAAUUUAAGUGACAAAGAAUUUCCAACUGUUAAUCAAAGCAUACUAACAUGAUAACAAACAGAAGUAACUAGUGUAUAAUUAACAUUUCACUCCUUAAUCUCUGGGGGAUAAAUAGGUUUAGAUUAAACCAAUUAUUUAAACUUUUAACACAAAAUGGAUCUCUAUCAAUAAUGGAUUUGAAGAUGUGAUUUAUUAUACAAAUGAAAUUCCAUUGAAAUUAUCAUAAUACUAAACACUACCCAAGGGAUUUGAAGUACUAUUGUAACAGGAUAGUUUUGGCUAUUAUGUCACAGUUGUAGGAGAUUGUUCAGCCUACUAUCCAAGGAUUAAAUCCAAGAGGAGCAAAGGUCAAUUGUUGUAACUGAUUACUUGCUAAGAAAACUUUAAUUUAGGAAUCGUUUAUUAAGAUAAUUUAAGAAUAUUAUUAAACUCAAACUUACUUCCAUUGUGGAAUGGCACAGAAAUAUUUGAUUUAUGA